This is a messenger RNA of Ictalurus punctatus (channel catfish), 2377 nucleotides long. RefSeq names its product rap guanine nucleotide exchange factor 2-like. Gene Ontology annotation, biological process: positive regulation of GTPase activity; Ras protein signal transduction. The record is from RefSeq and is a predicted model, not a curated record. Gene Ontology annotation, cellular component: plasma membrane; apical plasma membrane; endocytic vesicle. The coding region runs from base 167 to 2122 and encodes 651 amino acids. Lineage: Eukaryota; Metazoa; Chordata; Actinopteri; Siluriformes; Ictaluridae. The transcript is spliced from 10 exons. Gene Ontology annotation, molecular function: protein binding; guanyl-nucleotide exchange factor activity.
AAAUUCUAUGUGUCAUCUGUGUGUCUGUGUGGACCAUGUUAUUUCUGUUGGAUUCAUCCUAGCGACAAGUUGUUGGUGUUUAUUUGGCUGUUUAAUAUAAUAAUCUGAGCUCCAUAGUGCGUGAUUCUGAACUGUUCGGUUGAGGUGACGUACCGACAUCUUCAGCAUGGGCAGCAGCUUCAGCGUCUCUCCCAAGAGGGAGAAAAAGUUCGUUAAAGGAAGGAAGAAGUCCAAGGUGGACGACUGUCAGGUGGAAAAGAACAUACAGAAGGUGGCGGAGGAGGGGGAAAUCGGCACGGUCGAAGAACAUCGCGAGCUCGAUCAGACCGGCACCAGAAAAGGAGACGUUGUCGUCAAGGGCACGACAGAGCGUCUGACCACGCACCUGGUGGAGGAGCACUCAGUGGUGGACCCCACCUAUAUUGAGGACUUCCUGCUCACCUAUCGCACCUUCCUGUCCAGCCCCAUGGUGGUGGGAAGGAAACUGCUGGAGUGGUUCCCUGACUCCAACCUCAGGGAGAAGGUUGCACUGGUAUUCUUGCUGUGGGUGAACAAUCACUUUAAUGACUUUGAAGAUGACCCUGAGAUGAUGCACUUUCUCGAAGAGUUUGAGAACAAUCUGAAGAGGGAGAAAAUGUUUGGGCACUUAAAGCUGUUGAACAUAGCUUGUGCUGCCAAAGCCAAGCUGCGGGUGGUGAAUCUGACUAAGCCGUCACGCAAGGCUCCUCCGCCCUUCAGCCUGCUCGGUGACUCAGAGAAAGGCUUCCGCAUCUUCAUUGAGAAUGUGGAGCCGGGCAGCAAAGCUGCAGAAGCAGGCCUCAAACGUGGAGAUCAGAUCCUGGAGGUAAAUGGGCAGAACUUUGAGAGUGUACCACUGUCCAAAGCAAAUGAGAUCCUGCACAGCAAUACACAUCUGUCUAUUACUGUGAAAACAAGUCUCUUCGCGUUUAAGGAACUUCUGUCUCAACUUGAGCACGACCGAGAACCUGACCACGAGGAAAAGCUGGACAGGAAGAAUGGGGCUCCCCACAUUCCCAAGAUCAGGGACAUUAAGAAAGCGAGCCGUUACUCCAUCCCAGACCUGGCUGAGCAAGUGAUGGGUCUCGAGAAAGCAAGCGAGAAAGCCAAGACCAACACAGUGGGCGGAAGGAACAAGCCCAAGAUCUUUGACGAGACUCCCCCUACUGGUGUAGUCCAGUCCCAGGAUGACAGCACUGCCAGAGUGAAGCAGUCGAAACAGGACGCUCGAGAGCUUUUGAGCGAGAGUCAGAUCAGCCUGCUGCAAUUAUGCGCGGUGGAAGUGGCCACGCAGCUCUCCGUGCGUGCCUUCGAGCUCUUCCGUGCCAUCGAGCCAACCGAGUACAUCGAUGACCUCUUCAGGUUGCGGUCAUGCUUGCCCCGACCUUCUGGCCUCAAGCUCUUCUAUGAGUCCAUAAACCGAGAGACCUUCUGGGUGGCCACUGAGGUGCUGAGGGAACCCAACCAGUUGAAGCGCAUGAAGAUCAUCAAGCAUUUCAUCAAGAUCGCCCUGUACUGCCACGAGUGCAAGAACUUCAACUCCAUGUUCGCUAUCAUCAGUGGUCUAAAUCUGGCGCCCGUGUCCAGAAUGCGAGGAACUUGGAAGAAACUUCCCAGCAAGUACGAGAAGCUCUUCAAUGACCUGCAGGACCUGUUUGACCCGUCCAGAAACAUGGCCAAGUACCGAAACGUUCUUAACAGCCAGAACAUGCAGCUGCCAAUCAUCCCUCUUUUCCCAAUUUUCAUAAAAGACCUCACCUUCCUCCAUGACGGCAACGAUUCUAUGGUGGAUGGCCUGGUGAACCUUGAGAAGCUACGUAUGAUCGCUAAAGAGAUCAGACACGUGGGUCGGAUGGCAGCCGUCAACGUGGACGUGGAGCUGACGUUCCGCACCAGGUGUCUGAGCCAGGGCAGUGCCAAUGCAGAUAUCCUGGACGUGAUUCAGCCGCGUAGGCAUAACAAGCUGUACGAGGACACACAAAUGGCACGCAAGGUCAAGCAGUACCUGUCUAACCUCACAGUGGAGACCAACGAGAAGAGUCUGCUGACGCUGUCUAUACAGUGUGAACCACCUAUAACUAGGAAAACCAUGACAUAUAUUUAAAACCAUGACAACUUGACCACUACACUGUGUGUUAAUGCACUAUACAGCUGUAACCUGUACAUCUGCGUUAGCUUGUUAGGUUGCUCUACCUAACCUCAUGGUGUUUAUUUAUGAAUGGCAAAGUUAUACCACUGCUAUUUUUUUUUCAUUUAUUUUUCUUUCUAUUUAUAUAUAUAUAUAUAUAUAUAUAUAUAUAUAUAUAUAUAUAUAUAUAUAUAUAUAUAUAUAUAUAUAUAUAUAUAUAUUUUUAUAAAG